Molecule: messenger RNA, 2968 nt
Organism: Echinops telfairi (small Madagascar hedgehog)
Lineage: Eukaryota; Metazoa; Chordata; Mammalia; Afrosoricida; Tenrecidae
Gene: DNAJC11
Product: DnaJ heat shock protein family (Hsp40) member C11
Exons: 16
Coding region: 18-1697 (559 amino acids)
Biological process (GO): cristae formation
Source: RefSeq, a predicted model, not a curated record
GGUGAAAGGUUGCGAAGAUGGCGACGGCCUUGAGCGAGGAGGAGCUGGACAAUGAAGACUAUUACUCACUACUGAACGUGCGCAGGGAGGCCACUUGUGAAGAGCUGAAAUCUGCCUACCGGAGACUGUGUAUGCUGUACCACCCCGACAAACACAGAGACCCGGAGCUGAAGUUACAAGCAGAACGCCUAUUUAACCUUGUUCAUCAGGCUUAUGAAGUGCUCAGUGACCCCCAAACCAGGGCCAUCUAUGACAUCUAUGGGAAGAGAGGACUGGAAAUGGAAGGAUGGGAGGUCGUGGAAAGGAGGCGAACCCCAGCGGAAAUCAGAGAGGAGUUCGAGCGGCUGCAGAGAGAGAGGGAAGAAAGGAGACUGCAGCAGCGAACCAAUCCCAAGGGAACCAUCAGCGUUGGAGUAGAUGCCACUGACCUGUUUGAUCGGUACGAGGAAGACUAUGAAGAUGUCUCUGGAAGCGGUUUUCCACAGAUUGAAAUUAACAAAAUGCACAUUUCCCAGUCCAUCGAGGCACCCUUGACAGCUACAGACACAGCCAUCCUUUCUGGAAACCUCUCCACCCAAAACGGGAAUGGAGGCGGCUCCAUUAACUUCGCGCUCCGGAGGGUCACUUCUGCAAAGGGCUGGGGAGAGUUGGAAUUUGGUGCCGGAGAUCUUCAGGGCCCUCUGUUUGGUCUCAAGCUCUUCCGGAAUCUCACACCACGAUGCUUUGUCACGACAAACUGCGCCCUGCAGUUCUCGGCCCGAGGGAUCCGGCCCGGACUCACCACUGUCCUCGCGAGGAACCUGGACAAGAACACUGUGGGUUACUUGCAGUGGCGGUGGGGGAUCCAGUCGGCCAUGAACACAAGCAUCGUCCGGGACACCAAGACCAGCCACUUCACUGUGGCCCUGCAGCUUGGGAUCCCACACUCCUUCGCCAUGAUCAGCUACCAGCACAAGUUCCAGGAUGAGGACCAGACUCGGGUCAAAGGAUCGCUGAAGGCGGGCUUCUUUGGGACGGUGGUGGAGUACGGAGCAGAGCGGAAGAUCUCCAGGCACAGCGUGCUGGGUGCUGCGGUUAGUGUUGGCGUCCCACAGGGCGUUUCGCUCAAAGUCAAAUUAAACCGAGCCAGUCAGACUUACUUCUUCCCGAUCCAUCUGACAGAUCAGCUGCUCCCCAGUGCUGUGUUCUACGCCACCGUGGGGCCGCUGGUGGUCUACUUUGCCAUGCACCGGCUCAUCAUCAAACCAUAUCUCAGGGCGCAGAAAGAGAAGGAGCUGGAGAAGCAGAGGGAAAGCACGGCCACAGACAUGCUGCAGAAAAAGCAAGAGGCGGAAGCUGCCGUUCGGUUGAUGCAGGAAUCUGUCCGAAGAAUAAUUGAGGCAGAAGAAUCCAGGAUGGGCCUUAUCAUCUUGAAUGCCUGGUAUGGAAAAUUUGUCAAGGACAAAAGCAGGAAGAACGAGAAGGUCAAGGUGAUUGACGUGACUGUUCCCCUGCAGUGCCUGGUGAAGGACUCCAAGCUCAUCCUCACGGAAGCUUCCAAGGCUGGGCUGCCCGGGUUCUAUGACCCCUGCAUGGGUGAGGAGAAGAAUCUGAAAGUGCUCUACCAGUUCCGGGGGGUUCUGCACCAGGUGAUGGCGCUGGACAACGAGGCCCUGAGGAUACCAAAGCAGUCUCACAGGAUUGAUGCAGAUGGAUAAACUCCCUGAGAAGCGAGAUUUAAAAGAGGCUGCAAAAAAAAUCUUGUCCUGGGAAUCUACAAAUUUGAAAGCAGGGAAAAGGCCAAACAUCAGAUGUUUUUAUUUUAUAUUAUUCCAAUAGGCAGUGGUACCGUAUCAGUUCUGUGCAGAGACACACAACCCCCCCAGCUCUCACAGGUGCUGGCCGGUGACCCGAGGCAGCCCCGCCUGGACCAGAGCCACACAGCCCUGUCAGUUGUCCCACGGAUCAUGUUCCUGGAGGGAGGGACCCUCUGGCUUCUCUUUGUGCAGGCCGCCUGCCGCCUGCCACCACCCCUGUAGUCCUUCCUCGGUCUGCCCUGAGGUGUGCGCGGAGCAUCCCACCCUCACAGUCGGAACUGCGAACCACUUCUUAUGUCCAGACUGACCGUGGAAGGUAGAGUGGGACGGAAGGAAGAAAGAACUGCACCUGGGCAGAGGCUACCAGGAUCAUGGGCAAUUUGGCUCGCCCCGCCAGCUUCCUGACCACCCUCUGGGUGGCGACAUCGCAGAGCCAGUCUGGCGUACACCCUGGGGUCUGGCAGGCUUUCUCAAUGAGAACAUCUGGGUCUGAAAUCUGGUCUUUCCCCUCCCUCCCAGCGUCUCAGCAACCAUUCCAACUGGCCCUGGCCUGGGAGAGGGGUGUGGCCCCGGUCCCAGGGCCCACCCCUGUGCCCAUCUGUCCCUUCCAGGAGUCACCUCCACCACCACCCCAGACUUGGCUGCGUGACUCGCUGUGCCCACCCAGACCUACAGCACUGGGGAGAGGCGCUCAAGACCAGGGCCUGAGACACGUGCCAAAUCCUGAGCUAGGAGGGCACGGGCUCCAGCCCACCUCGCUUGCGCUGCGCCGCAGCCCCAGCAGAUGGCGCUGCUGCUCCCCAGGAGCCGCCUCCCUGCAGGCCCCUGGUCUGACAGCAGAACCCUCACCUCCAGGGACAAACGGGCUGUGGGCUGCCGGUCCUUACCUGUUAACUGAUGCAAACAACCUCCCGCCGAGAGGGGGCCCCUGUGCUCCUGGGAGAAGGGACCGUGGGGGCUCCCUCCCCGGGCGGUGGUCCGCCCCACCCUCCAAUUCGUGAUCGCGGUUCAGGUCGUAUAAUCUCCAUUUAAACAGAUCUCUGACCUGAACCCGGAAUGUGGAUCGUGCAAUAAACCUUGUGUCGCGUGGGUCUCUGGUAACCGCCCUGUCCCUGGGCUGCGGGUGGCUCUUGUACGGAAGGCACCGUAAUAAACCUUUGCAGAAAGCUGGG